Messenger RNA from Brugia pahangi, 5238 nucleotides. The record is from the annotation of a GenBank genome assembly. NCBI's taxonomy places the organism in Eukaryota, Metazoa, Nematoda, Chromadorea, Rhabditida, Onchocercidae.
AUGCGUUUGAAAUAUUUGACUACAAUAGUGGAACAACAGGAUGGAGCAGCUAAAAUACCAGCAAUGGAUUGGUCACCAAAUGGUAAAAAAUUAGCAGUAGCUAAUGCUGAUCGUGUGAUAUUAUUAUUUGAUGAAACUGGAAAACGACGUGAUAAAUUUGCUACUAAACCUAUUGAUGCUAAGUAUGGAAAGAAGAGUUAUCAAGUGAAAGCAUUAGUUUUUUCACCUGAUUCAACUCGUAUUGCUAUUGGUCAAACUGAUAACAUUGUUUAUGUUUAUCGAAUUGGUGAAACGUGGGAUGAGAAAAAAGUUAUAUGUAAUAAAUUUAUUCAAUCAUCAGCAGUGAUAGCCUUAUUGUGGCCAAGUGAGGAUCGUUUAAUAAUUGGCCUAAUUGAUGGUAAAGUAAGAAUUGCAUCAUGUCGUAAUAAUAAAUGUUCAACAUUAUACAAAACUGAUGUAUCAGUUAUUUCUCUUGCACUUCCACCUGAUCAUCGUUCAUUUAUUUCUGGUCACACUGAUGGUUCAAUCAUUUUAUAUUCAAUGGAUCGACGAAUGCAAACAAAAAUUUUAACACAUAAUUGUCCACCGUAUGCAUUAGUAUAUACAAAUAAUGCUAUUAUAAUUGGUGGAUGUGAUCAACGGAUAGUAUCGUAUACCGAAAAUGGCCAAUUAUUACAGCAAUUUGAUUACUGUAAUGAGAUAGAUCAUGAGAAAGAGUUUACUGUAGCUGUUCGUGACACAUUUGGACAAAGUGUCAUUUUUGGAAGUUUUGAUAGAGUACGACUUUAUUCAUGGAAUUCUCGACGAGGUGCUUUAGAUGAAGGUAAACCAUUAGAGAUUCGUUACUUAUAUACAAUUAGCGCAUUAGCAUGGAGUCCAGAUGGUUCAACUAUUGCAGUGGGUACAUUAUGUGGUGCGGUGAUAAUCUUAGAUUGUUGUUUAAAACAUUUCAUAUUGAAAGGACAUUUUGAAACAAAAUAUGUUUCUCCCUCACAAGUUAUUAUUAAAGAUACAUCUACUGAACAACAUGUAACAAUUCAUUCUUCUAAAGGAUUACCUAUUAAUGAAAUUAAAAUAAUGGGACAUGAUCGAUAUGUGAUUGCUUAUACAACAAAUACACUGAUAAUUGCUGAUAUGAGGAGUGGUUAUUGCAGUGAAAUUGAAUGGCAAAGUGCUGGUAAUGAGAAAUUCUAUUUUGAUAACGAAAAUGUUUGUAUGAUAAUUAAUGCUGGUGAGGUAAAUUUGGUAGAAUAUGGAAAUAAUGAGAUAAUUGGUUGGAUUCGAACAGAGCUCAUAUCAACACAUCUCAUUUCAGUACGAAUUACAAAACAACACCUUAAAAAUAUAAAUAUUAUAAAGCGUGUUGCUUAUCUGCUUGAUUUGAAUACCAUUUCAGUGGUUGAUUUAAUAAGUCAACGACAGAUUGCACAAUUUACGCAUCCAGUAUACAUCGAUUGGCUUGAGCUUAGUGAAAUGGCAACAAAAUUAUUGUUUCGUGAUAAGAGAUCUCGAUUAUUGCUAGCUGAUAUCAAAAGUGAUCGAAAGAUAUCAUUGUUGGAUUAUUGUAGUUAUGUUCAAUGGGUUCCUAAUAGUGAUGUUAUUGUAGCUCAAUCGAUUGAUCAACUUUGCAUUUGGUAUCAAGCAGAAAAUCCUGAUGAAAUGGUAAUGAUACCUAUAAAAGGUGAAAUUGAAACUGUUCUUCGUGAUGAAUCUAGAACUGAAGUUAUUGUUGAGGAAGCAAAUGAAAAAGUUGCUUAUGAACUUGAUCAAACACUUAUCGAAUUUGCUUCCGCUAUUGAUCGAUUUGAUUUUGCUCGAGCAAUUGAUUUUUUAGAGAAACGAGAAGAAGAAGAAUAUGAUGCAACAGUACUAUGGCGUCAACUUGCUCAGGUUGCAUUAUCACAACAACAAUUAUUGAUUGCACAACGAUGUUUCGCAGCAUUGGGUGAUAUUUCUCGAGUGCAAAUGCUUGUGGAAAUGAUUCGAAUUGCUGAUGAAAUAACGAGAAAUACCGGUGAUGAUGGAAAAAAUAAUUAUAAAGUUCAAGCACGUCUAGCUCUUAUGAAUAAAGAUUUUCGAGAAGCUGAAAGAAUUUAUCUCGAACAGAAUGCAUUAGAUGAAAUUAUUGAAAUUUAUCAGCAAAUUGGCAAAUGGGAUGAAGCAUUUGAGUUAGCUCAAUCACAAAAUCAUCCAGACUUGGAAACUGUUAAAGCACGAUACUAUCGUUAUUUAUUUGAUACAGGUCAGGAUGGAAAAGCUGCACAAGUAUCAGAACGUGAUGGUGAUUUGCUUGUUGCAAUUGAAUUAUAUUUGAAAGCUGGUUUGGUCAUUCAAGCUGCUCGUAUCCUUUUGCAAAAUUCAAAACUUUUAUUUAAAGAUGAUUUAGUACAAAAUGUUAUUACAGCAUUGAUACAAUCUGAUCAAUUUGAAAAAGCUGGUGAAUUAUUUGAAGCAAUAAAAAAUUUUGAACAAUCAUUGGAAAAUUAUCAAAAAGGAAAAAGUUAUGCAAAAGCUAUUCAGCUAGCACGAAUACAUUUUCCGGAAAAAGUUAUUUCAUUGGAAGAGGAUUGGGGUGAUUAUUUGAUUGCAGAAGGAAAUUAUGAUGCAGCAAUAAAUCAUUUUCUUGAAAGUGGUAAAACAGCAAAAGCUCUUGAAGCAUCAAUUAAAGCAAAACAAUGGAGUAGAGCUGCACAAAUUGUUGAUGUAAUUGAAGAUAGCGAACUGGCAAAACGAUACUAUGGCAAAAUUGCUGAUCAUCAUGCAAGUAUUGGUGAUCUUGAGCGAGCUGAAAUGUUAUACAUUGAAGCAAAAAUGCAUCGAGAAGCAAUCGAAAUGUAUAAUAAAGCUUCCCGAUGGGCUGAUUCAUAUCGGUUAGCUACAGAAUUUAUGGGAGUUGAGAGUGAUCAAAUGUAUGAAGAAUUAGCACAAACAAUGGAAAAUAGUGGUCGUUUAAAGGAUGCAGAGCAGCUAUAUAUUGCAAUUGGACAAGUUAAUAAUGCUAUUGCAAUGUAUAAGAAAACAGAUCGAAUUGAUGAUAUGAUAAGAUUGAUGGAAAAAUAUCAUAUCGAGAAUGUCAAAGAAACUCAUCUUCAAGUGGCAAUUGAUUUGGAGGAAAAAGGUAAUUUACGAGAAGCAGAAGAGCAUUAUUUACUUGCUAAUGAAUGGAAAAAAGCAGUUAAUAUGUAUCGUAAUGCUGAAAUAUGGAAUGAUGCUUAUAGGAUUGCUAAACAGGAAGGUGAUGAUAUGGCACAAAAACAGAUUGCAUUUUUGUGGGCAAAAAGUUUAAAUAGUGAUGCAGCAGUGAAAUUAUUGCAGAAAUUUAAAUUACUAGAUGAAUCGAUUGAUUAUGCAUGCGAAAAUGGAGCAUUCGAUUUUGCAUUUGAUUUGUGUCGUUUGGAAGCAAAAAAUCGUUUACCAUCAGUGCAUUUCAAAUUAGCACAACAAUUGGAAGAGGAAGGUGAAUUUGAAAAAGCUGAAAUGCAUUUUAUAGAAAGUGGUAAGCCUAAAGAAGCUAUAUUAAUGUAUAUUCAUGAUCAAGAUUGGGAAAAUGCUGAACGAGUUGCAAAAAAGCAUAGUCCAGAAACAUUAUCUGAUGUAUACAUUCGACAAGCUCGAAUGGCAAUUGAGCAAAAAAAUUUUGCAUGUGCCGAAAGUUGCUUACUUCGGGCAAAUCGUCCUGAAAUAAUUUUACGAUGUUAUAAAGAAUUAGAAAUGUGGCAAGAUGCUAUACGUAUUGCUAAAGAUUAUAUGCCUGCAGAAUUAAAACAUUUAGAAGAGGAAUUUGAUCAAGUACAGCUAAAAUCUGGCGCAAAAGGUAUUUUAUCAUUUAUUGCACAAGCACGAGAUUGGGAAAGUGAAGGUGAAUAUAUUCGAGCUAUUCAAUGCUAUCUAAAAGUAAAGGAUUCAGAAACAGCUGAUACUGAUACAGUUGUAAAUGCUUUAAAACGGGCUGGAGAAUUAGCAAUAAAAUUUCUCUCAGAUGAUGUAACUUCUGCAAUUGUUGAUGAAAUUGCAGAAAUUUUCAUUCAUUUGAAACGGUUUAUUGAAGCAGCUGAAUUAUUUUUGGCAUCAAAUCAACCGGAUAAUGCUAUUAAAGCAUUCUUGCUUGGUGGACAAUGGUCAAAAGCUAAAAAAUUAGCUAUCGAAUUUGUUCCGGAUUUAGCCGAUUUUGUGGAUGAAAAAUACCGGGAAUCAUUGAAACAGCAAGGUCGAUUAGGUGAAUUAAUGGAUGUUGAUAUUGUUAGCGCUAUUGACGCAUUACUGGAACAUGGUCAGUGGGAAAAAGCGCUUGAAAUAGCAUAUCAACAAAAACAUCAACCAUUGUUGGAUAAAUAUGUCGCAUUAUAUGCAACCGAAUUAAUUAAACAAAUGAAAUAUGAUGAAGCAUUGAUUACAUUUGAAAAAUAUGGUGCAUCUUCAAAUUCUAACAAUUUUAACAUUUAUCAAAGACUUAUUGAAGAAGUUAUUAACGUACGUAAUAUGAACAAUCCAAACGUUUAUAGAAAAUGGGCAACUUUACGAAAUGUUCUUCUUAUGGUAUGUAAUGGUAUGAAUACUAAGGAGAAGCAAAAAGAGUUAUUUAAUAGAUAUUUGGAGAUUGCUCAUUAUGGUGCAUUACGUUCAGCUAUUCUCGAAUAUACUGGAACAGAGAUAGAACGUAUCGUAGCUCAAAUUACGAUAAGCUUUAUUCGUUAUAGUGAUAUUAUGCAAGCUGAUAAAGUUUUUUAUGAAGCUGGGAUGGCAUGCAGAAAAUUGGGUACCACAAAAGAACGCUUAGCAUUUAUACUUUUAAAUCAUUAUCUUGAUUUAUGUGAUGCAAUUGAUGAUCAAAAUCCAUCAGCUAUUGAUUGCUCCAUUUUUGAUGGCACUGAUAUACCACAACAAAUAUUACUUCCUGCAACAAAAUAUACAUCUGAUGAUGAAUAUGAAGAAGUAAAAGAAUGGGUGUUAGCAAUUUCGAUGGAGCAAAGUAUAGAACGAAAUUUACCCUAUGAUAAUGAUGGUAAUUUUGAAGUAAGCUUAUUUGAUGCAAAUGGUAUAUCUCAUCCAGCAUGUCUUAUUUCAGGUUAUCCAACAUAUGGAAAUGUUAAAGAAUUUGGAUCAUCUGGUAGAGUAGCCGAUCGUGAUACAUGGAGUUGUUUCAUUAUGGCACAAAAGACAAAAUCAACUGAAAAUAUAAGUGAUGUAUUACAGUUUAUAGCAAAAUGGACACAAACAACAGCAUCAUUAUCAUUGUAA